Capsella rubella is the source of this 1223-nucleotide messenger RNA. Its product is annotated as TIR domain-containing protein. The record is from RefSeq and is a predicted model, not a curated record. Lineage: Eukaryota; Viridiplantae; Streptophyta; Magnoliopsida; Brassicales; Brassicaceae. Gene Ontology annotation, biological process: signal transduction.
AUGAUCAUGAUCCAAAAGAUCUUUGGAUAUCUAAACAUAACAUACAUCAUGAUGAAUUUAGUGAUGAUGUCCCAUCAUCUAGACCUAGACAAAACAGAAAUAAUAGAGUGCAAAGCGGUUGCAGCGAUCCGCGAUUUGAUCUGUCCGCGUUUUGGAAUCAUUCUAAGUUCUCCAGAUGGUAGAGAGAAGAAACAGAUUAUGGUGUUGUUGCUAGUGGAAGCUGCUUGGUUUCUUGAGUCGCUGACAGAGAAGGUCUUGGCCAUGCAUGGCACAACAGCUCCACCGCAGCAUCAAGUGUUCGUAAGUUUCCGAGGAAGCGACGUUCGCCAUAACUUCUUCAGCUUCCUCAAAGACGCAUUGAUAAAGAACAAUAUCAACGUGGUAACGGACGAGGACGCACCUAGGGGAAAACCCAUCGAUGAGAAUCUUUUGAAGCUUAUAAGAAACUCUAGGAUCGCUGUCGUGAUCUUCUCCGAGAACUAUCCUGAAUCCACUUGGUGCUUGGACGAGUUGGUGGAGAUAGAGAGACAAAUGGGUCUUAAUAAGCUUGAUUCUUGUCCUAUCUUUUUCGAGGUUGAGACUUGUCACGUUAAACUUCAGGCAACAAGAAGUGUUUUCGAAUACAAUCUACUGCGGUUGGAGCACGAAGAACGGAGAAAGGCUAGGCAGAUUGGUAAGAAGGCAUGGGAGGAUGCAGAGGAGAGAUUCGAGGGAUGGAGGAGAGCUUUGAUUUUGGUUGCGUCUCGCUUGGGUUUGACAUAUAAAAAGGAGAGCAACCAAGCAACCUUCGUUAAUGAAAUCGUCGAGAAGGUUAAGGCAAUGCUGGACAACAUUUCCUCAUCACAUAUUGUGCCGCAACAUCAAGUGUACAUAAGUUUCAUGAGUCCAGAGCUCCGCAACAAGUUCUCCAGCUUUCUAAGAGCCGCUUUACGAAGGAGUGGGAUCAAUGUCUUUCUAGAUGAUGAGAAUAUUACUAGAAUAGAGUCAGGAGAUGAAGUUGAUAGACUUUUUUGUCGAGGCUCGAGAGUCAUCAAUGAUCGCACUUGUGAUCAUGAGUCAUUGACUCAUGACCAAAAGGUACAAGAGCUCGAUAUGGUACUUGGAGGAGUGGUUAAGGAUAAAUAAACGCAUCGUGCACUUCUUUUAGUCUUCCCACUUCAUAAUAACGUGAUACAACAUGACGAUGAGAUCAAAUUAUAUAAGAGGCUUUGGUCAUAAAAUGU